Molecule: messenger RNA, 3508 nt
Organism: Brassica napus (rape)
Lineage: Eukaryota; Viridiplantae; Streptophyta; Magnoliopsida; Brassicales; Brassicaceae
Product: sister chromatid cohesion 1 protein 4-like
Exons: 16
Coding region: 263-3244 (993 amino acids)
Biological process (GO): replication-born double-strand break repair via sister chromatid exchange; synaptonemal complex assembly; mitotic sister chromatid cohesion
Cellular component (GO): cohesin complex; synaptonemal complex
Molecular function (GO): protein binding; chromatin binding
Source: RefSeq, a predicted model, not a curated record
CUUUUACCGCACCAAAUCCCUCAGUUCUAAUCAGAAAAACCAAAACUAAAACCAAAAGAUCCAAAUUUUCGAACCUUUUGCAUAUUGCAAUUACUACUUUCACGGGCGAGUUUCGCUCUUCUUGUGUCUGAUCUUGUCUGAAAAUUUCUACUUCUCCAGAAAUUGAAGUCUCCGCUGCGUAUUAGGGUUUCCUCAGAGCAAGGACUCUGUUCAAUCGAGCUUGGAAUCAGUGAAAGGUUGAGUGAGGUGUUGAAGAAGAGGAAUGUUUUAUUCACAGUUUAUAUUAGCUAAGAAAGGACCACUCGGGACAAUAUGGAUCGCUGCCCAUUUGGAGAGGAAGCUUCGUAAGAAUCAGAUCACUGAUACUGACAUCGGUGUCUCCGUUGAUUCUAUUCUCUUUCCGGAAGCUCCAAUUGCGUUGCGUUUGUCUAGCCAUCUUCUACUUGGUGUGGUGCGUAUAUAUUCCAAAAAGGUGCACUACCUAUUCGAUGAUUGCAGCGAGGCGUUGCUUAAGGUGAAACAAGCCUUUCGCUCUGCUGCUGUUGACUUGCCCCCUGAAGAGUCCACUGCACCGUAUCACUCGAUUACUUUGCCUGAGACUUUUGAUCUUGAUGAUUUUGAGCUCCCUGACAGUGAGCUCUUUCAGGGCAGUAAUUACGUUGACCAUCAUGUUAGUACAAGAGAGCAGAUCACUCUUCAGGAUACCAUGGAUGGUGUUGUAUACUCCACAUCGCAAUUUGGAUUAGAUGAGCGAUUUGGUGAUGGCGACACUUCUCAAGCUGCGUUGGAGCUUGACGAGGAAGUAUUCCAGGACAAGGAAGUUAUUGGAUCCGACGAUGAGGGAGUUCAAGGCACUGAUCACAAUGCAUAUAUGGAUGCGGCAACUCCGGAGAUAAAGGGUGACAUGGUAGGAGCUUCUGAUGCCAUUCCCAGAGAUUUCAAUCAAGAGCAGGUUGAAGAUCUAGCUUUGCGUAAUGAGAUCAUUGAAGAUGCUCAAGCUCCUCAAACCCCUGGAUUGGUUGAGGUGCCAAACUCGUCCAGCGUCAGGGAGCAGCUGGCAAGCGAUGAUCACAUGGAGGUAGAGGAUCUGAAUGCAGAAGAACGUAGCAAGGCCUCUGGAGAGCCGGUUGCUAAUGAGAUGCUUAAUGACCUGACCUCUGGAUAUAAUGAAGGAGAAUCUGCAGUUACUCCCAUGGAGGUGGAUAAGUCGCUGAUUGAUGAAAAUGCCAACGCGCAAAAUGAGCCGGAGGAGGAGGAGAGGGCAGGGCAUGUACAUGUAACCUCGCCAUGUUGUUCUCACACCAGGGCAGAGAUGGAGGAGGAUCCUGGUCAAGCAAUCACUGAGGCAGGAACCAAUGUUGUGGCGAAUAAGUCAGAUGCUGAGCCUUGUUUAACUCAAGACCCUAAAGAUCCUGAAGAAGAGAACCAAGAUCAUUUUGCCAUUGCGUCAGCCACUGAGGUCAAUCAUGAAACAGAUUCUAGGCCAGAGGAGCAGCUGAAUAACGCAGACGCAACUGAUGAGCAAUUGGUGAAUCUGACUGGAUCUACUGAUUCUGAUGUGCCUGCACCUGAAAAGGUAUUAGCUGCACCACCUAACAGACUGGGAGAUGAAAACGGUUUCAUGGUUGAAUCUACUACACCAGAUGGCACAUGUAACGAGGAUGCAGGAAACAAUAACAUUACUGGAAAAAAACGCACGUUUACUGAGAGCACCCUAACUGCAGAGAGUCUGAACUCUGUUGAGUCAGUUGGACUGGUUCAGUCCAAGAGAACUGCAGAUUCUGUUCCUGAUGAUGAUGACUUGUUGUCUUCCAUCUUAGUGGGAAAGUCAUCUUUUCUGAGGAUGAGGUCUACACCUGUAGUUGAAAAAGCAACUACAAAACGGUUAAGAGCUUCUGCUCCUCGUUCUACUGCCACAAAGAGGAAGGUUCUAAUGGAUGACCCUAUGGUCUUGCCUGGCGACCUUAUACGGGAGCAGCUGACAAACACUGAAAGUAUACGCCGUGUGCGUAAGAAGGCACCUUGCACUGUUUCUGAGAUCUUAAUGCUUCAAAGGCAGGCUUUGGAGGAUGGACUCUUGAAGGAGCCUAUAUUCACUGGUAUGUCAGUGGAGUUAGUAUCUCUACACAAUGAGCCGUAUGAUCUUAGAGGAAUCAUUGUAAUCGAGAAUGAUGAGCGUCAUGCUUCUGUUGGAGUGGUGGAAGGUAAUGAAUGUUCUGUCAGGGCUGUGGAAGAUAAUGCGACUGAAGAAAGCUCUGAUCCUCAACCUGCUGAGGCUGAUGCUACCCAGCCACAUGACCAACAGGAAGAAGUGAAAGACGAUAAUGAGCUUGGUGAAACAAGAUCUGACUUGGAAGUUUCAAAAGAAGGCAAUGGAGAUGCAGCAGCUGUUGAAGUCGAUCUUGUAGUGAAUAGCGAGAUCAGUCAACCAUCUGAGGACAAACUCGAUCAUGUGGAGGUGGAAGGAUGCCAUGGGAACCAUGAUGGAGGGCUAGAGGGUCAAGAUGUUAUCGAAAUUGCUGAAGGCGAUGUAGAAAACAACGCCGUUCUCAAUGAAACAGACUUUAAAGCUGAAGAUGAGCUUCCAAGUGAAGAUAAGAAGACGGAUGCAUCAGCUGCAGCCAGCGAGUUUUGGGUAGACGACCAAAGUCCAUGCGAUAUCACAGUUGGUUCUAUUGAAACUGGAUGCUUAGCAGCUGGUGAUUUUAGUGAUCCGGCUUUGGAAACUUGCAACGAACCUCUAGUGGAAGCAAAUAAUGAUGGGGUGAAUCCGCAUAAUGAGAUGUUUAAUGAGGAGGCUUAUAUGCAAAGUGCAGCAGAUGCAGAACUUCCUUCUGGUGAUGGUCUUAUGGGAGACAAUGUUGAAAUGGAUACCGUGGAAGUGGCACAUGACACAGGAUUUUUGAACGUGGAUGAUGAUGAAGUAGAUGAAGAUCAUGAGGAGGACGAUGGUAUACAAGAUGGUGAUGAAGCUCGUCUUCUAGAGAACAGUGGAUGGUCUUCUCGUACCAGGGCUGUGGGGAAGUAUCUCCAGACGAUUUUUGAUAAAGAAGCUGAGAAUGGGAAGAAUGUUGUUGUUGUAGCAGACAAACUUUUAGCUGGGAAAACCCGUAAAGAAGCAUCUAGAAUGUUUUUUGAAACCCUGGUAUUGAAAACAAGAGAUUACAUUCAAGUUGAACAAGCUAAGCCUUACGAAAGCAUAAUCAUAAAACCGCGACCAAAACUCACCAAAUCCAUCUUCUAAAUUGGAGAAAGAUGAUGAUCAGAGUCUCGAAGGUGCAGAUAGGUAGUUUGGUUCGAAUCAUCUAAAAUUAUUUGUCAUUCUCUAAAGUUAUAGGUUUUCCUGGUGUUGUAGCCUUAACCAUUCAAGUAGCUGGAGGAUCUCAUUUAUUUUAUCUUUAUACAUAUAUAUAUAUAUAUGAGUUGUGUAUAUAUAUUGGUGCCACCAUGAUCAUUGAUCAUUACCAGUUUACAUUUGAGAGAUGCUAAUUUUAUUUUGUUUGGAUAA